Molecule: messenger RNA, 3359 nt
Organism: Mus caroli (Ryukyu mouse)
Lineage: Eukaryota; Metazoa; Chordata; Mammalia; Rodentia; Muridae
Gene: Lrrn4
Product: leucine rich repeat neuronal 4
Biological process (GO): long-term memory
Cellular component (GO): plasma membrane
Molecular function (GO): protein binding
Source: RefSeq, a predicted model, not a curated record
CGGGAAGUCACUGGUUCCUACAGUAUUCCAAAGACUGAGGACCUAAAGGGGCUCCACAUCCCACUGGGACAGCUGCCAGUCUUUUCCUAGAGUCUUGACAUGUGGUGGACGCUGAUGCUGCAGCUGCUGCAGCUCCUGCUACAACUGCUGAUGGCGCAGAGCCAGAGCCUGGAGAGGCCCUCCCAGGACCCGAUCCCCCUCUUCCGACUCACUCAGCAGGGAGACUGGGACAGCCUGGACCGCCACCCCACCGACUCUCCCUGUGUGGGACUCCCCGCCGCGGGAGUCACCACCCUGAACCUGGCGAACCGCAGCCUGGAGAGCCUGCCCAGCUGCCUGCCGCGUACGCUGCGCAGCCUCGACGGCAGCCACAACCUGCUGCGCGCCCUUAGCGAGCCUGUGCUCGGCCUCCUGCCCGAGCUGCGCGUACUCACGCUGCACCACAACCGCAUCUCCGUGCUACACUGGGGCCGUGACACGCCGGCCGGGCUGCGUGAGCUCGACCUCAGCCACAACCUGCUGACCGAGCUGCCGCCCUGCGCGGGGCCGUCGGGGAGCAGCCUGCGCUCGCUUGUGCUGGCCGGGAACCCACUGCGAGCGCUGCGGCCACGGACCUUCGCAUGCUUCCCAGCGCUGCGGCUUCUCAACCUCUCCUGCAGCGAGCUGGGCGACAUCGCCCAGGAGGCAUUCGCGGGGGUGAUCGGUGGGCCCCUGGCGGCGCUGGAGCUCUUGGAUCUGAGCAGCACGUGCCUAGAAAGAGUUGAGUCUGGGUGGAUCAGAAACCUGCCAAAGCUCAAGUCCCUCUACCUGAGAAAGAUGCCCAGGCUGAAGACACUGGAGGGAGACAUUUUCAAGAUGACUCCCAACCUGCGGCAGCUGGAUUGUGGAGAAUCUCCAGCACUUACUUCUGUUCACACAGAGAUCUUUCAACACACACCCAAUCUACAAGUCCUUCAGUUCCAGAACUGCAACUUGAGUUCCUUUGGUCCUUGGACUGUGAAUUCCUCCCAGAUCUUGUCCGUCAGUCUCUUUGGCAACCCUCUCAUUUGCAGCUGUGAACUAGCUUGGCUUCUCGUGGAUGUCAACAAAACCGUCUUACACAGGGCAGCUGAUACCAUGUGUGAGCCUGCUUUAGGAUCCACGGGCCCCUUCUCAGGCCCUCUUUCCCUCUCCCACCUGUCUAAUGUGUGCAGGUCAGACCAAAGCACCACCCUCCUGCCUUCAAACCCAGGCCGCUCCGAUCAUUCAGUUUUUGCACCACGGACACAGGGGCCUUCCAUUGGACCGAGCACGGCCCUGUCUGCUCAGCCUGGAGGAAGUCAACAAAAUAUCACCAAAGUCCCUUCCCUCACCAUGGCUUCCUCCACACAAGGAUCAUGGAUGUAUAAAGAUACUUCAGAGGAAACUGCCCAGUCCACUAACUCUGACCUAGUAUAUAGUCCUUCCAGGGCUCUGCCUGGUGCUGCCAGUUCAGGGGCAAAGCAGACUGCCACACAUAUCCUUGAGCCUAAUAUUUCAUCUGCCUCUACCCCAUUAGUCAGCAAGUACCUUGAACCCUUGCCUACUUCACCAAAUCCCAGGAGCUUACCUCAGACCAAGCAGAGGACACAAGCCAUGCCCAGGGCUCUCCACACAGACCCUCCACAGGGUGAGAUUCCAGUUUUGCUGUUAGAUGAUGACAGCGAGGAGGAGGAGACUCGGGACCAGGUGACAGCACCUCGCCAGGACGUCUCUUGUGAAUACCACCCCUGCAAGCAUCUGCAGACCCCAUGCGCAGAGCUGCAGAGGCGCUUCAGAUGCCGCUGCCCUGGUCUCAGUGGGGAGGAUACCACUCCAGACCCUCCCACGCUGCAGGGGGUGUCAGAGGUGACUGACACAUCAGUGCUCGUCCACUGGUGUGCCCCCAACUCAGUGGUGCUCUGGUAUCAGAUCCACUAUGUGGCAGAAGGAGGAUCUGGGAAUCAGUCAGUAGUGGACAUCUAUGCUACUGCCAGACAGCACCCCCUGUACAAGCUGACACCAGGCACCACCUACCAUGUGUGUGUACUGGCAGCUAACAGGGCUGGCCUGAGCCAGUCACAGACCUCAGGCUGGAGGAGGUCAUGUGCCACUUUCACAACCAAGCCCAGCUCUGUGGUCAUCUUCUGGGGACUGUGUACCGCCAGUGGCCUGUUACUGGUUAGCACCCUGGUGCUGUCUGUGUGUCUCUGGAGGCAGCGCUGGAAGCCACACAGGCAGUUCUACGACACACACUUGGUGGCCUUCAAAAACCCAGCCAGAGCUGAGGAAGUAACUCAGUGGUAGUGACUUCCUCGCCUGCACAAGGCCUUGGGUUUAUCCCCAACAUCCUAAUCAGACACAUUUGAGGCCUUGAUUUUCCUUCCAGCAACCAGAUUAAACAAACCAGCCUUGACCACCUGCAGAGGCUCCAGAACUUCAAUUAUCCCAGUGUCUCCCAUUUGAAAUACAUCUGCAUGCAGAAACAUGCUGAUGCCUAAGGACAACAUGAGCUCCAAAUUCCUUGAAGCCACCACGUCUCAGGCUCACACAGAACUACACUGUGUCCUCCUCUGUUGAAGGAAUGAGUGUCACCCUUCCUCCUAUAGUUGUUCUCACUAUGCCUGUCUAACUAGCUCCUGUCACUCUGUGACAUCCUUUACAUUGGUCAGCACUCCGUAUAUCCCUCAAUACCAAGUGAGAUACUACACGAAGGAGAUGGGAUAACAGAGAGAAAGCAGUUGUAAGAAGAGACAACUCCUUUGGAAAUGCCAUCUCUAAGUUUCUUGCAUGGACGUUCCCUUGUGGCCCGAUUUUAGCACAAUGAGUUCUGUUGGCCUUGAGCUGAUAGCCAAGGUAAGAGCUAUUGUUGGUUUCCUAAGGCCUUCUGGAUCCUUACUUGUAUUUCAGGGUGUGAAAAAACAUGUAUUUCCAGAUUUACAGUUAAAAUUGGCCUUCUGGUAACAUUUGUGAGACACAGGCAAAGGCUAUUUGCUCCCAAGGUUUUCUGUAUUUCACCCAUGUUGGUCUCAACUUAGAUCCUUCUGCCCCUGUCUUUCCAAAUGGUGGGAUUAUAAACAUUUGGAGUGGAGGCAAAAUUGAACUCACAACAGUGUUUAUUUCUAUUGUAAGGGAAAGUUGUUUGAAUCCAUCUCUCAUCUUCAAAACAGGCUGCAGCACAAACACCAUGCUGCAGACAGCAAGUAUAUCAAAGCUGAACCUGAAUAUGAAUCACACUAUACAUUUCUAAGUGGGUAUCCAAGCAUGUUUUCAACAUUCUAAACUGUAUCCUUAUUCUCAUCAAAUAUAUGCCCAGGAGAAUUUGAAAGAUCUCUCUAAAUCCCACUUAAAAAGUUACAAAG